GGUCUGCUGCCCUGGAUUUUCUGACCCAGAUCCACUGCUCGUGUCUGCGGCAGCAUUCAUCUUCAUCGCCGCGGCCAGCAGCAGAAGCACAAACACUGCCAAUUUCCUCAUUGCUGUCCCUUUCUGUGGAUUGUGUCUCACCGAGUCCGACAGAAACCAAACUGCAGGGUGCAGAGACUGAAAAAACACCACUCCUUUUGAAAAGCUUUUCAAGCUUUCCACUCCCCCUCCGGCUUGUCACUGCAGGCUGCAUGAAUACCUGACUGAUUUAGUGAUUGUGUUCAAAGUCCUGUAAUCACAUGUGACCUCUGUCCUCAAUACCUUGUGCAGGCCAUUGAUAAGUGUUGUUCACUCACUGAAAUUGAACAGAAAUGAAAACAAAGGGCAUAAAUACACAGAUAACGUGUAAUGCUGGGAGGAACCUUCAAAAAUUCCCUCCAGAAGUGACAAUCGAAUAUAUAUUUUUUUUAAUUUGUCACAGGAAACUCUGCAGCGGCUGCUUGGUUGUGGAAAAACCAGUUUGGGCUCCCAUGUCACUGCGUUGAGAGGAUUUAGCUCCGGUUUGUGCUGGAAGCUGUCAAUCAGAUCUGGCAACCCUCGACUUCCGCGACGUCACUACGUCAGCACGUAAACGCGGGAAUUUGAGCGCGAGCCCAACACAGUGAAAUAUGAAGGUUUAAAAACGACCCAAGUGGCUGCUUGGCUUCUUCCCCGGUGGCUUUAGCGCGAACCGGAGCGCCGCGUUAAAGUUGUGGCGGCGAGACAACCGAUCCGACGCAUUUGAGUAUUGUCUGAAGUAAAAAAAAAAAAAAAAAACCCCAAUGAAUCUUCGAAGCUCUUUCAAGCGCCAAAACAGCACGCGGAGCAGCCCUCAGAGUAGCUCCUCAGAUGAAGAGGUGCUCCAGCAAAGACUGAGAGGUUGUAAACGGGCGACGUCCAAACCCGAAGCUGCUGACAGUGCCAUCGAUACAACCAAGGAGGAGGAGUGUGACCUCCUAGACCUCAUCUCCAGGGCUGCUGGUGUCGGGCACAAUGCCGAGGAUGCAGGAGGCGUGGCUGGAACAGUGUCUGACAGCGGACUGCAGGAGUCGGAUGAAGACAGCGCCUCAACCUGCAGCAGCAUCGCUUCCGGACCUUCAGUUCUCAACUCGGCCACCCCUAAGAUGCUCUGCCCAGGAUGUGUGAUGCUCUAUAGGAACGCAGUGACGGACAAAACACCGAUCAAAGAAAAACCGCUCGACAACGAUCCUACGUCUUUGACAUGUGACCAGUGGGUUCUGCUGAAGAAAUGGAUGCCCAGAAGGGGAUCUAACCUAAGGCGGAAGUCUCUGAGUCAGCUUCAGUUUGACAAACAUGUGGACGUGGAGGAAUCACCUGGCUGCUGGAGGCCGCAUCCUUUCCUCCAGAGGAAUCUCCGAUGUGUCACAAAGUCGUCAAACAAACCCAGCGGGAAGAAGAGCAGGAAGAAAAGGACAAGAAAAGACUCUCCUGAGCUUUAUUCUGCGAAACAGCAGCGUCUCAGCGGUGAAAACGGCCGGCAGCGUGGCGGCAUCAGCCACACAGAGGUGCUCUGCAACACCAGCCAAGACCUGGACGGCGAGGCAGAAGCAGGCCUGAGUGAGGGAGUUACCCCCUGCUCGUCUGUAACCAUGGAAACCAGCGAGCCGACAGCAGAACGGCCCGAGUUGAACCUGCACCAAAAGGCCAGAGGGUUCAGAAACCUGCUGCUUCAGUUACGAGGCAGCAUGAUCGUCAAGGAGACACAUUCGUGGUGUAACUGAAGACUCUCUCCCUCAUUAGUCCCCUGAAUCAGAGCACUAAUGACAUUUUCAUUUCAUGUUUUAUUUUGUUGCUGUGAUGUUGCCAGAGUUUCUCUCUUUUCUCCAUUCUUCUGCACUUUCUUGAU
This is a messenger RNA of Salarias fasciatus (jewelled blenny), 1906 nucleotides long. RefSeq lists its product as uncharacterized. The coding region runs from base 822 to 1781 and encodes 319 amino acids. The transcript has 5 exons. Lineage: Eukaryota; Metazoa; Chordata; Actinopteri; Blenniiformes; Blenniidae. The record is from RefSeq and is a predicted model, not a curated record.